Messenger RNA from Phyllopteryx taeniolatus (common seadragon), 2283 nucleotides. Its product is annotated as zinc finger protein OZF-like. The record is from RefSeq and is a predicted model, not a curated record. The transcript has 2 exons. Lineage: Eukaryota; Metazoa; Chordata; Actinopteri; Syngnathiformes; Syngnathidae. Bases 85 to 1515 code for a protein of 476 amino acids. Gene Ontology annotation, biological process: negative regulation of transcription by RNA polymerase II; regulation of cytokine production; regulation of immune system process.
GAAAAGGCGGAAAUGUGAUUCUCUUUGAGACGGACCGGGGGGGGAAAGCCAAGCAAAAUCGAGUGAAAAAGAAAAAUCCUCAAAAUGUUGAAAGAGUUGGUAAGGGAGCGACUCAUCGCGGCCGCCGACGAAAUCUUUGGGCUGUUUGAAAAAACGAUCGCGUCGUACGAGGAGCAACUUCGUCGAGCGAGAGAGGAGAGCGAGCGACACCGACGACAACUGGAAGCUGUUUGCAAGACUCAAAUUGUGAUACGUGUACAAGAAGGUAAACUUGGGGAGAGCUCCAGUGUGGAGCAGGAGGAUGCGCAGUCCCCUCACCUUAAAGAAGAAGAGGAGCAUCCAGAGCCCUCCCAUGUUAAGGAGGAAAAGGAGGAGGCUGACGUCAGUGAUUUGCCACUGACCGUCGUCAUCGUGAAGAGUGAAGACGAUGACAACCCGUCCGAAUCGUCACAGCUUCAUCAUCACAGUCCAAGUGGUGACCACUGUGGAGGACCACCAACAGACAACCUCUUAGCUCCGCUGUCACAUGGUGACGACACGUUAGAACUUUCGAGGGGCGACACAGACUGCGAUGGAGACGACCUGCGCAAAGAACGUUUUACCUGCCUGAUUUGUGGCAAAAGCUACUCCUAUAAGUGCAACUUGACUCUCCACAUGAGAACGCACACAGGAGAAAAACCCUUUUGUUGCUCAGUUUGUGGUGAAAACUUUUCCAGUAAGUACAGUUUGAAUGUACAUACGCGAACCCACACUGGAGAGAAACCCUUUAGUUGUUUAGUGUGUGGUAAGAUGUUUACCCAAAGGGCACACAUGCGGUCGCACAUGAGCACGCACACCGGAGAGAAAUCCUUUAGCUGCUCAGUAUGUGGUAACAGAUUCUCUCGAAAGAUUCACAUGGUGUCACACAUGAGGAAACACACGGGAGAAAAACCUUUUAGCUGCUCAGUUUGCCGCGAAGGAUUUAUUUCGAAAGUGGCUUUGAUUGCGCACACGGUAACGCACACCGGUGAGAAACCUUUCACUUGCUCAACUUGCGGUAAAAGCUUUUCCUACAGGAGUAACUUGAACGAACACAUACGCACACACAAAGAAAAACCCUUUAAUUGUUCAAUUUGCGAUAAGAGAUUCACUCAGAAGGUGAACAUGGAAUCACACAUGAGAACGCACACGGGAGAAAAACCUUUCACUUGCUCGUUUUGCGGAAAAACCUUCUCUCAAAAGCCCACCAUGAUCACACACAUGCGAAUACACACGGGAGAAAAACCUUUCCGUUGCUCCGUUUGCGGCGAAAGCUUUGCGCAAAAGGUCUCGUUGACGGGACACGAACGAAUGCACACAGGAGAAAAGCCCUUUGCUUGCUCGGUUUGCAGCAAGAGGUUCUUUCUCAAGGCAAACAUGGUGUCACACAUGAGAACACACACAGGAGAAAAAGCUUUUAAUUGCUCAAUAUGUGGUAAAAACUACUCUCAUAAGAACAAAUUUAAAGCACACAUGCAGACACACAAUGUUGAAUAAAAGUUAACCUGCCCAUUUAUGCUAUAACAUACACAUUUUUUUUAACAUAUUACAAGGAAAUUGACUCUGCGAUUGCCUUCCACUGGGCUACUAUCUUGUCAUAUGUAAAACAAUGUGAAAAUAAUUCCUCAUGUCUGUUUCUUGGUAGAAGUAACACACUUAAAAAUAGUUGCUGGACGGGUAGAAAAAGUUGCUAAAUAUAGCGACAAAAUCGCUAAGUUGGCCACACUGCAGCGCUCCUCUCUGUUCGCAGCUAUGGUGGAAGCAGUCCGCCUCAGCUGGACACGCUUUGAACUAUGGAAGCUGUUAAAACAAUCAAUGAAAGAAAAAACAAUCAUCGUGACAAAUAAACAUUAAUAAGGGAUAACGUCUAUUAACUGCCCAGCCCAAUUAUGAGCCUUUCAUUACAGUUCCUCUGAAGUUUUAUUUGUUUUCAAACUCACAGGCCUGACGUCCAAGUUGUUCUAAUCACAUUUCCUCAUUGUAAUGUAAGUGCGAACUAUCUGUUUUCAAAGUGUAACAGUAAAAUGUCAUGUUUAGAAAAAGAGAACCAAACAGAAAACAAAUAUACCAAUGCACGUUGUGUAUAUAUAUACUGUAGUAUGUUAUUGUAUGUUAUUAAUGUACAGGAAAAAUAACGUUAUAAUUAGUGUACAAUAACAUGUGAAUGUCUUGUAUUUUGUAAUAUUUAAAUUGACGAACAAGUCAAAUGUCAUGUUUGUUCCUCUCACAUGCUUUUACAAUAAAGACCCUUUGGAUUCUGCCCGC